This is a messenger RNA of Acanthaster planci (crown-of-thorns starfish), 4193 nucleotides long. RefSeq lists its product as uncharacterized. Lineage: Eukaryota; Metazoa; Echinodermata; Asteroidea; Valvatida; Acanthasteridae. Gene Ontology annotation, cellular component: extracellular region. Gene Ontology annotation, molecular function: cytokine activity. The record is from RefSeq and is a predicted model, not a curated record.
AAAAGACAAACCUUAAAACCCAUCACUUUUCGUCUUAAUAAUCUCAGGACAAAGUUCAGUCGUCCAAACGUUUCCUGGAUAAUUUGCUUUUUGUGUAAUAAGUAAAAUGUACUUACAAAUUUAGACUAUUUGGCUUGAGUCUCAAGGAGUAUUGUCAAUUUUUUAAUUAUUUCCCACUUGGGAAUCACUAUUUGGGAUAUUUAGGCCUAUUUCUGGAAGUAUUAUCAUUCCGUAAACAUUCUUUUGAAAUAAAAGAGUUUCAAUAUAUGUUACUGGCGAAUCAUGUUUCCUAAAUGCAAUGACAUUACUUCACAAUCCGGUAUACAUGUCAGGCGGACGCUCGCGUCCUGGUGAUACCACACACACCGGGAAUGAAUGACCUCAUUGUCACAGGUACACCGAACUUCUGAAAGACGGGAUUUGACCCCGAUUAGUCACGGUGUUAUACGAAUGAAGAAAAAUCCAAAGUCAGUAAGGUUCGGUGACAAUCGAGUUGUUCAAUGGAAAUAAACUGGUUGGCUGUUAAGAAAUAAAAGUAAAGUGGGGAUGUGGGUGAAUGUUGAAAAAAAUCGAUUCGGCGGUUUCUGUCUAUUUUGGAAGUGUAGGCAUGCAAGCUUACCGAUAUACCAGCUUAUGAAAGCUUAUGAAAUUCUCUUUCUGACCAUAUACAUAUCUCAAGAGGUCAAUUUGUGACUUAUUCCUGAUUUCGAUGUACGGGUCACAUAUACGUUCAGGCGAUGUACCAGCACACCUUUGAAUCAUUUGGCGCGCACGUGGCACGCUCGUGCCCAUCACGUGACAUCCCGGUGCAACUUUCGUUCCAAAUUCCCUGAUCCAGGCUGGAAUUAAGGCUAGAAACCAAGUACAGAAGUAUUUUUAAGUCGGAUAUUUCAUAGCAUAUCUUCACUUCUUUCGACUUCACACUUUUUGAAUUUUUUUGGAAAGUCGAAAAUCUCAACAGAGGAAGCCUGCGGUCUGCGAGGUCUGAAGACUAGUCUCCUCUCGGGACUGGCAAGAACAUUUUCCCCACAGGAAAAUAAAAAUUCCCCAAACUGUUAUGUAAUACAUGUAACAGAUACUGCAUUGCACCCAGUAUCUCUUAUCACAAUUUAUUUUGAAGGAAUACGUCAUUCACACUGAAAUAGCAUCCAAUCCUAUCAUGCGGUGGGAUUGGACAAAGGAACAGGACAAAUGGAAUAUCCAAGGUCAGCUUUGGCAUACUAAUGACGUGAAUGAACGGCAUAUUGACAUGGGUGCGGUACCAAAUCCCAGGGCACCGUGAAGGUAAAAUUCCACAACUUCCGUCUAAAACCAUCUAUUUUCAGGAACUUCCGGAAUCGGUGGACACAUGACUAUUGAGUCGUGGUUAUAAAUACACACACAGAAGGUGGACAGGACACUUCCUAUAAAUGGGAGGUCACAGUAUACGUUAAAGAUGAGUAUUUAGUCGACUAACAGUUGUCAAAAGAGCAAAAUCCGGGUUGCGAAUUGCAAAAAGUGAACGUAAAGAAAUUAUGGCUUUUGGUAGCGGCGAAUGGCAAAUAUUGAGCUCAAUGUAUCAGCUAUUUUAGCCACUCAGAGUAAAAAAAAAUCAUUCCGCUUGAAUUGUAAAACUGCAUGCCUCGAUAAAGCAGGGGUCCUGAACUAAAGAGCAAGCAGUGCAUGCUUGCUGAACUUCUACUCAUCCUGUGCCUGACGUCUGCAAACCUGGGCCAUAUAAUCCGUCGGGAUGCUGACCAGACUACUUCAGUUACUAUGGCAACAGUACCCUCUGAGUUCACAACUUCUAGGACUAGUAUUCCGGCCUCAAGUUCUGCUAAUGACGCACCCAAUCAGCUUCCAAUCUCAGACGAGUCGGAUGAACCUUCAGAGGUUAAUAACAUUUUAGGCGCCAUCAUGACAGAGUAUGAAGACGUUGACGGCGGUGCCGGUUUUGGCUACGAUCCUCAAAUCCAAGAUAUUCAGUCUCAGCUUGUCGAAGUCCACGCGACAACCACCAUAACAGUCGACCCAGCCACACCUUCGACAAAUGUACCGACAACUUCAUCGACCCCUGUCGACACAUCCACCUCGACAAUGAGAGACGGCGCAGUAACAACUGAAGAAAACGGUAGCGGCAGUCAGGACAGCGAUAGCGCGAGCACCAGCGAACCUCAGGGUGAAGCCGAGAUGACCAGGUGUCAGGAACCGCCUGAGAACCAGCUACGACUAGACUUCAAGAGAAACAAUCAGCAUGUCAAGUUUCCUGCUCUCGCAAUCUUGCCGCAAGAGGUCGCUGCACGAGAUGAGGCGGAGUCACUAGUAACUCCACCUUUAAGGGAGGAAUAUGUAAAUCUCACAUGCCCAGUAGAGUUACUCCGGGUCAGUGGUAUUGUUGAAGUCAACAGAAGGAGUUUGUGCCCCUGGACGUAUGUGGCCGAUGUCGACCCUGAUCGUUACCCGAGCACUAUACAGAUAGCAAAGUGCCGCUGUCCCAGAUGCAUUGACACAUCUUUGGCACAGGAGGGCGCUUUUUCUAACGAGAAUGACUGUCAUCAGGUGUUGUUUCGCAUGAAGGUUUUACGUCGUGGGCCGUGCGUCAACGGAAUGUUUAUGUAUCAUAAUGUGUAUGAGGACAUCCCAGUGGCCUGUGCCUGUCUGAGACCCAAAACUUUAUGAGUCACGCGGUAGGCUACAAACAAUGACGUCACCGGACUGAUACCAAGGUGCUGUCGAGGUCUGUUUUGUUCCCGAUGAUCAAGCAAUCAUAAAGCAAGUAGUGUACAUACUUACACCCGAGUCAUCUUAGUUGGAUACGAUAGAGGGCGGUAUGCAUGAUUGUAAACAAGGAACAGGAUCAUACACAUCUUCACUUCAGAGAAAAUGAUAAAAAAUACUUACACGUCUCCUAGGUGCUCGGGGCACACAUGAAAUUAUAUCUUUUGUCUGCAUCUUUCAUUUUCUUGGCAAUUUUUGGUGAGGCUACCCAAUGGGUUAUUAUACCCGAGUCUAGAGAAGUCUAAAUUUCUCGAGCUGUGCAUCAGACACAUAAAUUAUUUACAUUGUUCACAGUUUUAAAUUGCAGCCUCAAGGUCCGCAUGUUUGCCCUUUUCAAGCGUUAAAUUAAUUGUGUCCCAUAUAUGGAUGUAUUAUGUAUGUAAGCACAUGUGAUUAAAUUUAUUGAAGUGAGUGUAUUUUGCUGUAUUUUUAUUUAUCGGAAUGGAAAUUACAACGUAACUUAUUCUUUUGUAUAUUAAAAACACUUUUAAAAUGUUUUACACAAAUUAGUCUAUUAUUAUAAUGUCGUAGAGCAUCGUUCAGCACUUCCAGCUGAUAUGUAAAAAUGCCUUUUGCGUACAUGGAGGCUUCUUAUAUCUUUUGAAACUAUUUAUAAAGAAUUUUCUUUAUUCAAAUUUCGCUGGCGAAACACACAUGACUUAUCAUUAAUAAAUGGUUUGAAACCAUUUGUUUUGAAAACAAAUUUCCUGUAAAACAAAGCGUACAGAUACAAAGGUAUUCUAUGUUAGAAUUUACUUUUAAUUUGGAAUUGAUGCUAAGUACUAAUAGGCAAUUCGGAAUGUUAAUGCCAAUGUGUUCAUAAUUUCUAAAAUGUUACCAAGUUAUGGUAACCGAAGUAAGCCUGUUGUAAGGGCUAGAAUUAUUAUGUAAAUAUUUAAAUUCUAUUUUCAAGACUUUUUUUUACUUCUUCGUGUUUUUUGCAUAGAUUAGGGUCUUCCUCUUAAAGGUUUCGUUCUUUGAAAGCUGUUGAUCUCAAUUUCUGAUUCUUUUCUGAUCUGAAGUGAUCUCGGUUAAGUCUAAAAUUAGACAAGGUUUAGACAAGGUUUAUCCUUACUAGAAAUUUAGCAUCGGUUGCACACUCAACAUAAUGAUAAAAAUUAAUUAAUCAAUGCCUACUUGUUUAGAGCACGCAGUAAUUCAGAAAAUUUAUUAUUUAUACCCAUAGACUUGUAUAUAGACUUUUCCAUUCUCAAAUAGUUCAGGAUUUUAAAAAUUCAACAUUUCAAAGAAAAAGAUGCCGUUUGGUAAAACGAUACUUUCAAAAUCUUCAACGAAUUUGUGUGUUUGUUCUUUAUCAUCCGAAUCCGUCCCUGCGUUUCAGGUUUUUGUACAUCCGUUUAAAUGGAUAUUUUGUACUCGGAAGCGCAUUAUUUUACUCAGAUAUGAUUUCAUUAUUGUGAGAAAAAUAAACAUUC